AUGGACGUCGCCCUCGAGAUCCUUGAUCCCCUCGUCUUGGACAAGGCCUACGCCUACUUCGUCCCCGCGCCCAAUGCCGUCUCUUCCAAUGCGACCGGCGCCGCCUUCAUCUCCUCGUCAGACUGGAACUCAUCCACGACCGCCUUAUCACCUCUCUCGUACGGCUCCGCAUGGCCGCGCGACAGUAUCCUGCGCCAAUGCAUCUCCCUCCUCAUCAUCACCCAGAUCGGCGCCUCGAUGCUCUACUGGAUCUUCAGCGCCCUCUCCUACUACUUCAUCUUCGACCGUCGCCUCGAGUACCACCCGCGCUUCCUCAAGAACCAGAUCCGCCAGGAAAUCAUCUCCUCCAUGAAGGCUGUCCCCGUCAUUGACGUCCUUACUCUGCCCUUCUUCCUUGCCGAGGUCCGUGGCAAGAGCUUGCUCUAUUUCAGCGUCGACGAGUACGGCAUUUGGUGGAUGGUUGUUUCCGCCCUUCUGUUCAUUGUUUGGAACGACAUUACCAUCUACUGGAUUCACCGCCUCGAGCACCACCCUUCCAUCUACAAGUACAUUCACAAGCCACACCACAAGUGGAUUGUUCCUACACCCUGGGCUGCGCUCGCCUUCCAUCCCGUUGACGGAUUCGUCCAGUCCCUGCCAUACCACGUCUUUGUGUUCUUCUGCCCCGUGCAGAAGUACCUCUACCUAUGCCUGUUCGUCCUCGUCCAGAUCUGGACCAUCCUCAUCCACGACGGCGACAUGAUUUCCGGCCACUGGCUCGAGAAAUACAUCAACAGCCCCGCCCACCACACCCUGCACCACAUGUACUUCACCGUCAACUACGGCCAGUACUUCACCUGGGCCGAUAACUACUUCGACUCCCACCGCGCGCCCCAGCCCGAUCUGGACCCCCUCCACGAAGCCCUCAAGGUCAUGCGCGAAAAGGGGCUGGUGGAUGACAAGGGCAACCCAAUCCCGCAGGAUACCAAGAAGCAUCAGUGA
This is a messenger RNA of Colletotrichum graminicola M1.001, 981 nucleotides long. Its product is annotated as fatty acid hydroxylase superfamily protein. Gene Ontology annotation, biological process: lipid biosynthetic process. The record is from RefSeq and is a predicted model, not a curated record. The coding region runs from base 1 to 981 and encodes 326 amino acids. The transcript has 3 exons. Gene Ontology annotation, molecular function: iron ion binding; oxidoreductase activity. Lineage: Eukaryota; Fungi; Ascomycota; Sordariomycetes; Glomerellales; Glomerellaceae.